ACUGUGCAGAAGUCGACAGCCCUGGCCACCUGGCUUCCUUCUUUUCCCAACACUGACUUCCCUUCUUUUCGAAUUUUCUCGUAUUGACGCCAACAUGGGUUUCGCUACUCUCUGGUACUCGCAUCCCCGCAAAUACGGCCAAGGCUCCCGAUGCUGCCGUGCCUGCUCUAACCGCCACGGUCUGAUCCGCAAGUACGGCCUGAACAUCUGCCGUCAGUGCUUCAGGGAAUACGCCAACGACAUUGGCUUCAAGAAGCUGGACUAAUUGCCCACUUCUCAAUUAGGCACGCUUCGGGCGUGUCGCAAAAAACAACCUUCAGCAUAUUAAUAUAAGUAGUCGCCCGGAAAAUGCGGGGGAAUGCGUAUAUUAAUAUGCCGGCAACAGCAACAGCAGCAACAACUAAUCAUUUGGGGAUUUAAACGACGACAAAGCUGAUACCGUGUGCAGAACUCUCACAUCUGGAUCCGAUUCCAAAGAAAAUAAAUCAUUAUUUGAUUAUAUUAUUAUAAACAAAUAACCAGACCGGCAACGCACGAAAACGCCAGCCCAGCACACACGAUUCUAACAGUUAUCACCUUCUGCGAAGGAUCUUUGUUAAAAUAGUAGUUUGUUUAAAUCUCCGCCUGAUUAAAUCUAUAACAAGAAAUGUAAA
Messenger RNA from Drosophila ananassae, 653 nucleotides. RefSeq names its product 40S ribosomal protein S29 (gene RpS29). Gene Ontology annotation, cellular component: cytosolic small ribosomal subunit; ribosome. NCBI's taxonomy places the organism in Eukaryota, Metazoa, Arthropoda, Insecta, Diptera, Drosophilidae. The record is from RefSeq and is a predicted model, not a curated record. Gene Ontology annotation, biological process: translation. Bases 95 to 265 code for a protein of 56 amino acids. The transcript is spliced from 3 exons. Gene Ontology annotation, molecular function: structural constituent of ribosome; zinc ion binding.